AUGUUCGACGAUGCAGCGAUGGCUGCCAAGCUGCCUGCCGCAGUCGUUCAGCGCUUCAACGAGUGCUUGAUCACAGGUGCUCCUACAACGGAGGAGGACCAGAAGGCUAUCUCUGAAGCGAUCUUCGAGUGGGCCUGGGAGCGAGGGGCCAUAGACUUUGCCCACUGGUUCUUCCCUCUUCGCGGCAGCUUGGCAGAAACCUAG
Symbiodinium sp. CCMP2456 is the source of this 204-nucleotide messenger RNA. Lineage: Eukaryota; Dinophyceae; Suessiales; Symbiodiniaceae. The record is from the annotation of a GenBank genome assembly.